AGGCUGCAGCGGGCUGGGCAAGAUGGCUGCCGUAGAGGCCGAGACAGGGUUGCUGACCCUGGAGUCGCUACCCACCGACCCUCUGCUCCUCAUCUUAUCCUUCGUGGACUACAGGGACCUAAUCAAUUGUUGCUAUGUUAGUCGAAGACUUAGCCAGCUAUCAACUCAUGAUCCACUGUGGAGAAGACAUUGCAAAAAAUACUGGCUGAUAACUGAGGAAGAGAAAGCCCGGAAGAAUCAGUGCUGGAAAUCUCUCUUCAUAGCUACUUACUCAGAUGUAGGAAGAUACAUCAACCAUUAUGCUGCUAUUAAAAAGGCCUGGGAUGACCUCAAGAAGUACUUGGAGCCUAGGUGUCCUCGGAUGGUUUUAUCUCUGAAAGAGGGUGCGCGUGAGGAAGACCUGGAUGCAGUAGAAGCUCAGAUCGGUUGCAAGCUCCCCGAUGACUAUCGCUGCUCAUACCGGAUCCACAAUGGGCAGAAGUUAGUGGUUCCAGGAUUGCUGGGAAGCAUGGCACUGUCAAAUCACUACCGCUCUGAAGAUUUAUUAGACGUUGACACUGCUGCCGGAGGAUUUCAGCAGAGACAGGGACUGAAAUACUGUCUCCCUUUAACCUUUUGCAUACAUACUGGCUUGAGUCAGUACAUAGCUGUGGAAGCUGCAGAGGGCCGAAAUAAAAACGAAGUGUUCUACCAGUGCCCAGAUCAAAUGGCUCGGAAUCCUGCUGCUAUUGACAUGUUUAUCAUAGGUGCUACUUUUACUGACUGGUUUACAUCCUAUGUCAACAAUGUUGUAUCAGGUGGCUUCCCCAUCAUCAGAGACCAGAUUUUCAGAUAUAUUCAUGACCCAGAGUGUGUAGCAACAACUGGAGAUAUUACAGUCUCAGUGUCCACAUCGUUUCUGCCAGAACUCAGUUCUGUGCACCCACCACACUAUUUCUUCACAUACCGAAUCAGGAUUGAAAUGUCAAGGGAUGCUCUUCCUGAGAAGGCCUGUCAGUUGGACAGUCGCUACUGGAGGAUAACAAAUGCUAAAGGGGAUGUGGAGGAAGUCCAGGGACCUGGAGUAGUUGGUGAAUUUCCAAUUAUUAGCCCAGGUCGGAUAUAUGAAUACACCAGCUGCACCACAUUUUCUACAACAUCAGGCUAUAUGGAAGGGUAUUAUACCUUCCAUUUUCUGUACUUUAAGGACAAGGUCUUUAAUGUUGCCAUCCCACGAUUCCAUAUGGCAUGCCCAACAUUCAGGGUGUCUAUAGCCCGAUUGGAAAUGGGUCCUGAUGAAUAUGAAGAGAUGGAGGAGGAAGCUGAGGAGGAAGAGGAAGAGGAAAACGAUGACUCAGCAGACAUGGAUGAAUCCGAUGAAUCAGAUGAGGAUGAGAAUGAAUCAGAUGAGGGUGAAGGGGAGGAGAGAAGGAGGAGGGUCUUUGAUGUUCCCAUCCGCAGACGCCGCUGCUCUCGUCUUUUUUAGCUGCUGCUGAAGGAAGCUCUGGAAUGACACUAUUCUGUUAAAUAGAUUUGUCAAUAAUGUAAAUAAUUGUGCUCAGCAUAUAGCAGGAAACUAGCACGGAAUGUUCCAGACCUAGGCUCUACACGACACUACAUUAGGAGUUGGAUCGCUUUGCUUUGUUUUGUGGUUGUAGGUAGCAGAAGAAAAGGAAAUUGUUUUCUCUUCCAGAGUCCAUGGGAGAGCAAUUCUAUAGUUGAAGAACAGAUGUUCCUUUGUUUAAAAAUAUUUUCUACUUAAAAACAAAACACAGAGGUGAAGAGAAAAUUGUUUUGGGUGAGGAUUUUAUAUGUAGCAGAAAUACCCACACCAGGGUAGAAGAGACUAUGACUGACUGUGAAAAGACCCCUUCUGUUGUUUAGAAACUAACAAAAUUUGUAAUUAGCUUCAUCCAUUUCAUGGUUGUUAAUAGUUUAUACUCAUGGGGAACUAAAUGACUAACUUGAAUAGGAAUAGUUUGCCCUUUCUUAGACAAUCUGUCCUCGAAUUAGUCUUUGUCACACAGACCUUGAGUUGCAGUUUUCAUCAUUACUUUUAAAAUCUUCAACAUAACUUUGGACUUUAAAAGUUAGAGUUCUCACGCUAUGACCUUUCUCACAUCAUUUACAGAUUCCUCAUUUUAAAUGUGGUUUGUAAAAGUACGUAGAGUGUUGUUAAAGAUUCUUCACAAUGUCUCAUGUAGUCUAAAUUUGUAAAUAUGCUUUCUGUUCUGUUUCCUUAUACAUUUGUCUAACUUUGUGGUAAGUGAUCUGAAUUUUAUGUUAGGGUUAGGAUAUUUUCGUGAAACAUGGAUUUUUUUGUAAUUAUAUAAUUGAGAGUUUGGAAUGAAAUCCUUCAAGUGUCAAAAACUCCUGUUUUAAAAACUUUUGUGUAAGUGCCUAUUUCCCGUAGACUGCUGAGCUUUGUUCUUAAGCUAGAAGAUGGCAGUGCUACUUGCUGGCCUACAGCCAGAGGACAGCAGGUCCAUUCAGAGUUGACUGCUGCCUUUGAUUAUGCUCUUUUGCUCUCCAUCAAUAUUCCUGUAAAACAGUUCAGUCGUGGAGAAAAUUUAGGAAGAGAGCGUCAUGUUCAAGACUAAGUGCCUGCUCUCAGGGACUAUGAGCAAACUUGCCCUUUUAUGAAGACAGAUCAGAAUAUUCCAAGUCAUUUUCCUACUUACCUUUCAUAGGAGAGUAUACUCACAUGGUGUUUCAACAACAAGCCAGCAGCAGCCUCAUCUUCUGUAUACCACAUCUGUUGAAUGUAUCGUUUUUUCUCCUGUGCUUGAUUAAACCUCAUGUUGUUUGUUUGUUAUGGCCCCACAGCAUACGGAAUCACUGCUAAGGUUGAGAGUAAGUUGUCAUCAAGUGAUCCACCCAGAAAUGAAAUUUAAAUGAAGGACUUAGAAACAAGGGGGGUGGGGAUCACUGAUGGCUACUGCUUAUUAAGUCAGCUGCUCUACCAUAGCUAGACCCUCAAAGAACAAGAGCAGAUGGGACAUAAAUUGUUGGAACAUCUGCUUCAUUGACGGCAAUAUGAAUAUUUCAAGAAAGGUCAAUAUCAGAUCUGGAGGCCCUUAUAAUCACCUGACUUGACACAAAUGUGCCUUCUACAUCAUGAUGUCCACUGCCAAAGCAGGGUUUGCCUACAAGAGUGAAAGAGAAGACUAGACCUGACUAGGAUGUCGGGGUUACUGAGAGCUCUGGGUGGUCUAAAGUGAAUAAUCGUUAGGAAAUUUGAAAGUAAGUGGUAAGCCUGCAAACUUGUGGGUGAAGAAUGCUAACUUUAAAAGGUAGAAACUGGGUGUGUGGAGUGGUUACUUGCCAACGCAAACCCUCCUCUAUUCCAUCUAGGUUUGUAUAAAAUACAUUCUGUGUGGUUUGCAAGGUGAUAAAAUAGCUUGUCACUACAAUCACCUAAUGACUCAUUUCUUAAAAUCUAAUCCCAUUGUUAAGUGAGAACAUGACUAUUAUCAGACUGCCAAAUACUAUCAGGCUACCCUUCCUUUUUUUUUUUUUUUUUUUUCUUUUUUCUUUUUUUCGGAGCUGGGGACUGAACUCAGGGCCUUCCGCUUGCUAGGCAAGCCCUCUACCACUGAGCUAAAUCCCCAACCCCCAGGCUACCCUUCUUAAAAAUAGUCAACU
This is a messenger RNA of Rattus norvegicus (Norway rat), 3624 nucleotides long. It is a transcript of the gene Fbxo3, whose product is annotated as F-box protein 3. NCBI's taxonomy places the organism in Eukaryota, Metazoa, Chordata, Mammalia, Rodentia, Muridae. The record is from RefSeq and is marked provisional. Bases 23 to 1465 code for a protein of 480 amino acids. Gene Ontology annotation, molecular function: ubiquitin-like ligase-substrate adaptor activity. Gene Ontology annotation, biological process: response to lipopolysaccharide; protein ubiquitination; SCF-dependent proteasomal ubiquitin-dependent protein catabolic process. Gene Ontology annotation, cellular component: SCF ubiquitin ligase complex; nucleus. The transcript is spliced from 11 exons.